This is a messenger RNA of Ictalurus punctatus (channel catfish), 7187 nucleotides long. Its product is annotated as rho GTPase-activating protein SYDE1. NCBI's taxonomy places the organism in Eukaryota, Metazoa, Chordata, Actinopteri, Siluriformes, Ictaluridae. Bases 196 to 3165 code for a protein of 989 amino acids. Gene Ontology annotation, biological process: signal transduction. The transcript has 8 exons. The record is from RefSeq and is a predicted model, not a curated record.
UAGUUUGGGAAAGAAUCCGUGGAAUUCAUUUCCUGUGAAAGUUCUUGUGGAGGCGCAGAGAUGCAGAGACGCUGGGUCUCAGGGAAAACAUGCGGAGUGAAAUUUAACUGAACGGAUUUUAUUUCUGUAUUGUUUUUUUUUUUCUUUUAUAAUUUCAAGCUCGUGCUCAGCAGCAGGGCGGAAUAAAGUCUGGGAAUGGCUGAGCCCUUACUGAAGCGGACCUUGUCCAAACUCCGGGGUAAAGACCGAUCCCGCCGCAAAACCGACCCCAGACUGAACGAUGGACAGAGGAAGACAGCGCUUGUCCACAGCUCUUCAUCGUCCUCGGUGACCGAGAUCGAAGAGGAUUUCACCAGACACACGCAAAGCACCGUGUCCAAAAAACAGAACUGGGCCAAACUCAAUUCCAUCUCUCGAGAUGUGGAGCAGCUCUCAAACCUGAGCUCGGUGUCUCAAGAACGUGAAAGCUGCUCAGACAAGGCCCAGGCUUCCAAACAGUCCUCUCUCAAGGAGAAUGGGUUCGAGUGGAAAUGGAAAGAUCUGCAUAAAGACAGAACGUACGGAAGAGCUUGCCGGGAGGCUCACAUGGCCGACGGUGCUGACCUGGCCGAGACAGGUCUUCCAGAGUUAGUAACGCCUCCGGUCACGGAGUACUGCACCUCCUUAGGCAUGGGUAAGCUCUCCGGUCAGGGAGUGUACCUUCAACACCUGGAGAGGAGUAGCCGAGCUUGGGUGCUGUCAUCAGGAAAGACCCAGGCUCCGGAUGAGGCCUACACAGCCUGCUUCACAGAGCGAAGGCGCGUGACUGAAAGCGAGAGCAACAUUUGGUACAACCCAAUCCCAGAGGAAGAGGACACUCGGGCGAGCGGAGGGAAGCUGAAGCUGAAGGAGAGGGAGAAGGAUGUACUCGAAGAUCCAUGGAGAAGGAGAGAGACAGAGGGAGCACCAGAUGAGCGGAGAGAUGUUCUUCAGCAAUCUUGUCACCCCGAUGCUCAUUAUCUGGGUGGCAGCAGCGGAGGUGCUAGUAGUAUUGGUGAAGGUGCUAUUGGGACUGCUAGCGGUUCAGCAGGCUCCUCUGGAAGUCCAGUAGCACAAACGAAAAGCUCAGGAGUAAUCACGACCACCAGCAGCAGCAUGAUGGAGAAGAUUAAAUCCCCCGGCACAGUACGACGUCUCUCUAUGAAAAUGCGCAAGCUCCCAGAACUGCGGCGUAAGCUCAGUCUGCGCUCAUCACGUAACCAGAGGAACGUUCAAGGACAAGGUGGUGGCAGGGAUGCACCAGAGGGCGCCGACGAGGCCUCACCACCCAACGCGCGUAAAGAAUCCUCGAACAAUGUCAUCAGCAGGUACCAUCUGGACACCAGUGCUCCCGCAAGACCGAGGCGCCGAUCGUCACGCAUGCGUUCUGCUAGCAAAGGCGGUUAUCUUAGCGACGGCGACUCCCCUGAGCUUCUGCCCAAACAGGAUUCGAGUCAGGGUUUGACUGAGGGGUCUCACGGAUCAGGUCAAGAGGCACAGGAGUCACCACAAGCUCCUCCACACCGCGGGUGGCAGGAUGCAGUCGGGUCCUUCCGGCACUACUCGCUAGCAGAGCAGCCGAGGUCCGCCCAGAGAGUGUCAGGCCUCCUCACAGUGCAUCUGCUCGGUGUCUCUGAACUCGUGCGAUCUCGCACAGCGAAAGACGUCUUCUGUGCCAUCCAGGUGGACGGAGUGACGCGAGCCCGCACCUCUUUGCUCACCUGCCAGGAGACGUCACUCCCGCUAAACCACACCUUCAACCUGGAGCUGGAGCGAGCGCGGAUGCUAAAGCUAAUCGUUCUCACACCGAGUCCUAACGCUGUGGACGGAUCCACAGGCCCUAGUGGUCAAACACGCAACCGGGUAUGCUGCCUCGGCGCAGUUGCAAUUCCUCCUCUGUUUAAAGCCUCCCGGACUCAGCAGCUGUGUGUGAAGCUAGAGCCGAGGGGUUUGCUGUAUGUGAAACUGACUCUGUUGGAGCAAUGGGAGGUGCCGACACCCCGCCUCAGCGAGCUGCCACCCCCCUCUGUAUUCGGCGUGGAGCUGCGCCGCCUGGUGGAGAAAGAGGCCUGCGUUCCCAAAGUGCCUCUCAUCAUUCAGAAAUGUGUGGCUGAGAUUGAAAAGCGGGGACUCAAGGUUGUGGGUCUGUAUCGUCUCUGUGGCUCUGCUGCUGUUAAGAAGGAGCUGCGUGAUGCGUUUGAGAAGGACAGUGCGGCCGUCACUCUCACUGAAGAGCUGUACCCUGACAUCAAUGUCAUUACUGGCAUUCUGAAGGAUUAUCUGCGUGAGCUUCCAUCGGCGCUCAUAACACGGACUCUGUAUGAGGUGGUGCUGGAGGCCAUGUGUGUGAGACCGGCGUGCAGGAAUGACGACACACACAGAUCUCACAACACUGUCGCCCUGCUGCAGUGUCUGCCUGAACCAGAGAGGGCCACACUAUCCCUCCUGUUGGAUCACCUUAGUCUGGUAGCUUCCUUCAGCGACUGUAAUCUGAUGACAUGCCAGAACCUUGCUGUGUGUUUCGGCCCAGUUCUGCUCACUCCGACGCAGGACUCGUGGAAAGGGGCGGGGCCUGGCACUUUCCCAUCAGCCCCAGCAGGACCUGGAAGCAGCCUGGGAGGAAGAAGCUUCCCACAGCAGAGUAUGGAGAUGGCCAGCGCUGUGGACUUCAAGCGGCACAUCGAGGCUCUGCACUAUCUGCUGCAGCUCUGGCCGAUUCCAACAGGAAGCGUGACCGAUCGAUCACCCUACCGUUCAGAGGAUGAAGAGGCUCCUUCUCGUCCCUCCCAUAAUUCCCUGCAGCGUUGUCCUCAGCGCUCGGCGUUACGCGUGGAGCUGCCUUUACCACAGGACGUGGCAGUGGUGUCGCGCAGGGGGCGUGGCCGUCUGGAAAGCCCACCCUGUAAUCGCUACGCUGGUGACUGGAGCGUGUGUGGGCGGGACUUCCUGAGCAACGACGACGCAGAUUACGACGAGGUGGCAGGCAGCGAGAGCGACGAGGAGAAGAAGAAGGACUGGGCGUACACGGACGAUUUUGCGCUGGACUUUGACGCGCCGUUUACAUGCAGACUUAGUCUGAAAGACUUUGAUAACCUAAUUUCAGAUCUGGAGCGUGAACUCGCCAAACAGAUCAACAUCUGCCUCUGAGCACCGCCUCCACGUAAACCCCCGUAUCUGCACUGCGCUCAGGUCAUUCAGCAGGAACUACAGAAUUAAAUAUGUGCUACAGUUAGCUCAGACAGUGUUGAUCAACCAAGACAUGAAGUGCCUCUAAAUAUAGAAUCUGCUUUAUUUGUAUUUUUUUAUUUUUUUUUUUUGCUCUCAACCUACGAGGAUAAUGUAAUUCCAUACAUUUCCAACAUAAUGGAAAUUCCAGUUUAGUGGUGUGAAAAACCUCAAACUGUCCAAAAAAACAAAAACCUCUGCAAUAAUCUCAAAACAGACUUGCAUAUACAGUCAGGUCCAUAAGUAUUUGGACAGUGACCAUUUUGUCAUUUGCCUCUGUACACCACCACAAUGGAUUUGAAAUGAAGCAAUCAAGAUGUGAUUGAAAGAAUUUCAGCCUUAAUUCACGAGGUUUAACAAAAAUAUUGCAUUAACCGUUUAGGAAUGACAGGUUUCUUUGUUUGUUUGUUUGUUUUUGUUUGUUUUUACAGUCCCUCUAUUUUCACAGGCUUAAACGUAAUUGCACAGUUGACUGAUAAGCAGUUUCAUGGCUAAAUAUGGCCUGUUUACUCAUUAAGGGGAUAAAAGUUCUGGAGAUGAUUCCAAGUGUUAAAUUUGCAUUUGGUACAGUAGCCGUUCUCAAUAUGCGGUCCGAAGAGGCCUUGAUGCAAGUGAAGGAGGCUAUCGUUUAGCGGAAAGAAAAGAAAAAAAAAGACCUAUCGGAGAGAUGGAGUGGCCAAAUCAACAAAUUGGUGCAUUCUUAUGAAGAAGGAAAGCACUUAUGUACAUUAUGAAGCUUGUGUCAAUUUCCAGCUACUGUACAUAUGGACCUGAUUGUGUGUGUGUUAAUACUUUACAGCACAUUGUUAUGUUUUUAAAAAUUGAUAAAAGGACCUCACAGAUCUAAAAACAGUCAUAUCAGCCGCCAUCUUGAAGCAUCAGACUCCCCUUUAUGGUGUGGCACAAAAACAAUUGAAGGCUUAAGGGUACUUUUGAAUGAUUUGGAUAAUAUAAUUCACAAUUGAAUAUUAUUUAGGCAAACGUUUAGGCACAGUGCUAAACCGGAGGCUAUAAGUUUUCCCUGCUUGUUAGGUACAUGAGUCUUAGAGUAGCGCCAGUAGUGAAAACCUGAAGAGGCGAGCUUCAGACACCUUCAUGUCUUGGCUGAUUGGUGAAAGGGAUUCAAACGUGGAUUAUGCACAUAAUUUUAUAUAUAUAAAUGUCCUGAUGAUGGAAAAAUGUACUGCAGAUACAGGUGUUCAUGUGGGUGGUUUAAUGAUGAAGGUUGACGAUAAGCAGGUUCUUCUGCUUUAGUGAAGUGUGAAGUUAUAUUUAAUAGAAUGCCCAGACAGAGGUGUGUAGGGCAAGUCAAAUCCUGCAGAGUCUCAGGAGCACAGAGGUUAGUUUUCAUUCCCAAUACAAACACAAUACAACACACAUGAUUGGUGUAAAAAGGACCGAGUCGUAAAUUAUCUUCCUAGGGUUAGGGUUAGGAGCUUUUAUAACUUCUGGUCUGAUGUCGUUAUAAUUGCAUUAAUACUCAAAAUCAUAGUGUUACACCCCCGCUCCUUAAAAUACCACAAUCAUCUCUGCUUUUAUGGUCAGGAUUCACUAACACUGCAGUACUGACGGCACUUAGUAUACUAUUUUAUUCUACGGCAUUUUAUUCUACAUUGCCUGGGGAGUUUCCUAGCAGUUUGAAGUUAAAUUAUAACAUGUCGCUUAACACAGCGCUCGCUAGAGGGCGCAAUCUCGUCUCAGAUUAUUAGUACAGAUUAUUAGCUCUGUUUAAGGAGGGAAAAAAACAUGCAACAGUUCCGUUUAGAAAUAAAUUAUUUGUAACACAGUACUACCUUCAGGUCUGAGAGCAUCAAAACUGCGUUAAUACUCAAAGACGAUGUGGAUGGUCAUACCCUGUUCCUUUCAGGAGGCAGCUGCUUACAGUAGACGGAUUUCCAUUUGGAAAGCAGAAUAAGGAAAGCUAAUUACUAAGGUUCAUUUGUAGGCUUGAUCACAUUUAUCCUAUUACUACAUUGAUAUGAAAGGCAGUUAUUUAACACGAGCAGACUUGUGAGAUUGUUUAUUCACUGAAAUAAUAGUACGUUCCAGCUCAAAGUGUUUUAUUUCUCUUAUACAAGAGGAAUUUGCUAACACUAGCCAUUUUUAUUCAUUAAAGAAUAAAAAUGUAUCCAUUUGUGAAGUGUCCCAAGAGUCAAGUUAGUUCCUGUUAUCACUUAUAUUAGAGCAGCUAUAAUGUGAACAACAGUCAUUCCUUCACCAGCCUCUUUCUUUUUCUGUCUCGGAGUAAAUCCGACAUGCGGCUUAUCGUGUUACAAAAACUGUGUCUGGGUCUCUGUCCCCUGUCAUUCACAGCAACACCAGCCAAUCUCAGGUGUCUGUGAGCUCCUGGGUGUGUAAUACGGCAGAUAGAGCUUUCUUCCAAGUGUGUUACACAGACUUAUUGCAAGGUUGCUCCACAGCAAGGUUGAAUUCUCGAAUCUGAUUGGGCAGAAUGUGUGCAUUAUUUUUGCAUAACAGCACGAUUUGGACAGUAGUUCCAGCUAUGUCAUGAACGAUAAGUGAAUUUCAAUGCGUUUGUCCGAAUUUUUGUUUUUAUAGUAACAGCUUUCCUUUGAGGGUGUUACACAACCCUGAAGUUGUAGUUGCAGUUGGCUGGCUUCAUAUGUCUCUGGAAGAAGCGUGUGUUAACUUGACCCUGUCCGGGGAGAGUUAACUUGUUUUUUCGGGGGGGGGGGGGGGGUGAUCUGUUUACCUAUGCAGCUGCCUCCUAAUAGUUAAAAGUGAUUUGUGAGAUUUCUGCUCAUCUCCACAAAUAAAGAUGUUUCAGUUAGGCUCUUUUUCAGCAGCAAAAAUUUCUGAACAAUCUCCUCUUCUCUACUUAUGGUCCGCAUUUACACUUCGUUACUGACUUAUUUGUAUCGUCUCCAAAUUGUUACGGCUAAAUCUGGAUUUUCCAUACAUGACUAGUGAUCUAAAACAGCAGGAAAGCCUGUGCAGUGCCUAUUUAUGCACGUCUUCUUUCCCCUGAAAUAACUCUUCCCAUCCAGUGUGACCCGCCAGCGGCACUUGGGCCAAACGUUAUGUAAAGUUUUCCACUGGGACAUUCCGUUACUAGUCAAGUCUUAAUGCUUGGGAUGCUUUACCCGUUCUGUUCCUGAGUUCGGAAAGAUUGCCUUUUAUUCUCAUGCUGAUGUGUCUAUGAGCCAGCAGAAAGGCCUAGGAAUUUUUGGUCUCUAGUGAUGCCCCCUAACCUCUGAGCUAGCAGUCAGGUGUUUGGAUUCCUGUAAUAUUCAGUAUUAGAGGCGAAACUGCAUUUUUGCUUUCGUUUAGAAGGAUUAAUUACUUAAUUUGCACAGUUCACAUUGAGCUUGUCAGCAUUUCAGCAAAGAAGAACGAAUGAGCAAAUGAAGAAUCCACAUUUGCAGGAUUAUUUAGCCUCAAAAACAAGCACAACAUGGAUCAGGACACACACACACACACUACUUUCUAAAAACUUCCAGACCAAAGACACGUUUGAUGGUUGUUUUGCACUUCUGUAUUGCGUAUAUGGUUAUAUGAUGUUGCUGCUUACUUGUUCGAGUGCAGUACACGGUGUUGCCGUUGCUGGUGUAGCACUGUUUCUUUAACAUUUGAGCACGGUACAUAUGUUUAUCCGACUGUGAUUUAGUUAAUGGAAGAAAAAAAAAGGAUAUACGGAAUACAAAGGCCAUUAUCGAGCAAAGGUUUGCUCAUCAUGCAAAAAUGUUGUAAUCAUUUUUAUUCUAUUUGUUGUUCUAUACAGUAUUAUUUUGUAUUGCACAUUUACAGCAAGCACUUAUUUUUUUUUCUGUGUAUUAUGCCUGUUUACUAGUGUUAAAAAAAAAAACUUAAAUUGGUACCUUUUAAGUACCCUUCAGUGUUAACCAAAUACAAAUAAAAGCACAGUGUUAUAAUUCCUAAACGAAUUUCUCAUGUCAUAAUGAUUAAAGCAGUAUUGUAUUCAA